Messenger RNA from Meloidogyne enterolobii, 2964 nucleotides. The record is from the annotation of a GenBank genome assembly. NCBI's taxonomy places the organism in Eukaryota, Metazoa, Nematoda, Chromadorea, Rhabditida, Meloidogynidae.
AUGAAGCAUACAAGACCUAUAUUUGACGAAGAACCAGCAAUAAAAAUAACUCGUUGUGGAAAUUCUUCUAUUUGUUCUCAAAGAAACGGAAAAAUAAUGCCGGCAUCUGAAAACAAUCAGAAUAAUUCAAAUCAAACAGGGGGAAAUGCAAAUGGUCCAAACUCUGCUGACAAUUCUGUGGACACAAAUCUUUAUUCGCGUCAAAUUUAUGCAUUGGGCGAAUCUGCCAUGACUCAUUUACGCAAGGCUUCGGUUUUGAUUAGUGGUAUUGGAUCCGUUGGUCUUGAAAUUGCCAAAAAUGUUAUCCUUGGUGGCGUUCGUCACGUAACUCUACAUGACCAAAAACUUUUGACUUUUGGGGAUUUAUCAGCAUGCUUUUAUGCUGACGAGUCAAUGGUGGGUGAGAAUCGUGCCAAAAUCGCUUUCACAAAGUUGGCCGAAUUGAAUGAUACCGUCACUUGCGUUCUUCACACAGAAGCAUUGAAUGAGGAAUUUGUGAAACAGUUUGAUUUAGUUAUCGUUACUGAUUCACCUUGGGAGGAGCAGAUCAAAAUUAACAACUGGAUGCGGAAACAUGGCAAGCUUUUCAUUUCUGCUGAUGCCAGAGGUCUCUUUUCCUAUGCUUUUGUUGAUCUUGGUGAGAAAUUUGCUGUGCACGAUGUUGAUGGUGAAACUUAUAAUGAAGUGUUACUCGAGCAUGUAAAUUGUGAGACUGGAGAAAUAUUUACCCUUGACAAGGCUUAUCACGGAUUGGAAGAUGGAGAUCAUAUUGUUUUCGAGGAUUUCGAGAUUGCAGAACUUAAUAAAUUGACACCAACGCCAGUAAAGACAACUGCAAAAGGUCAUAUAAUUAAUGUUGGCAAAGCUCUUUCGGUCUUCUCAUCAGUCAUUGAUGGCCCAAUUUCUCGAGGAAGGGCUCGCAAAGUUAAAAUGCCGAAAUUUAUUGAAUUUAAAUCUCUUGCCGAAGCACUAAAGUCCCCAGAAUUUAUGAUUUGGGAUUUUGCUAAAUUUGAUGGUCCAGAACACCUCCAUCGCCUCUGGCAAGCACUCUACAAAUUUGAGAAAAAGCACAAGCGUUCACCAAAACCCCGUUCCAAAAAGGAUGCCGAAUUGUUUAAAGCUGAACUUGAAGGGACUGGAACAGCAGAGAUACCUGAACAAUUGAUGCUCAAUUUUUCUUAUCAGCGCCAAACUCGUUAUGAUGGUCAAGCAGCUGUUUUUGGAUGGGCAUUCCAAGCAGCAUUAUCUAAACAAAAUUGGUUUAUUGUUGGCGCAGGGGCUAUUGGUUGUGAACUUUUUAAAAAUAUGGCUAUGAUGGGAUUGGCCGCGGGUAAUGGUGGUCUACUUAAAGUCACAGACCCAGAUACUAUUGAAGUUUCUAACUUGAAUAGACAAUUCCUCUUUCGUCGACCUGAUGUUGGGAAAAAGAAAUCUGAAGUUGCUGCUCGUUCUAUCAAGCAAUUCAACCCAGCAGUUAACGUCCAAGCUCUUUCUGACAUUGUUUCUGAGGCAACAGAGAGUGUUUUCAACGAUGACUUUUUCACUCAAUUAAAUGGUGUUUGUAAUGCUUUGGAUAAUGUUGAAGCUCGUCGCUAUGUUGAUCGUCGUUGUGUCUAUUAUCAACUUCCAUUACUUGAAUCUGGAACGAUGGGAGCAAAAGGAAAUACUCAAGUGGUUUUCCCACACUUAACUGAAUCAUACGGUUCGACUUCUGAUCCGCCCGAGUCAGAAACACCUGUUUGUACACUCAAGAAUUUCCCAUAUCAAAUUCAGCAUACGAUUCAGUGGGCUCGAUCGAAAUUUGCUGAUCAUUUUACCUCUGUUGCAGAAACAGCCAAUCAAUAUUUGGACGAUGUAAAUGGUUUUCUUGGCCGUCUUCAACAAAUGACCGUUUCUCAAAAGAUCGAAUUACUGCGUGCAUUAAACAAAGCUUUAAUUGAUGAAUGCCCAAGCAGUACUGAAGAUUGUGUCAAAUGGGCACGUGAUUUGUUUGAUUCGCUUUAUAGAAAUGAGAUUAUGCAACUUUUGCACAAUUUUCCUCCUGAUCAGCCUGAACAUUUGGAAUUUGUUUAUUCAGCGGCUUUUCUACGAGCACAACUUUAUAAUAUUGAACCAAUUAGUGACCCUAUCAAAGUUGCUCAUAUUGCUCGCGCCAUUAUAUCACCAGAAUUUAAACCGAGAGAGGGCAUUAAGAUUGCAGUUACCGAUGCAGAGGCUGCUGCUAACGAUGAAGCUGGCCCUGAAGGAGAUGACAGUGAAAAGCUUCUUGAUUCUUUAAAUAUGAAUUUGGCUCGUUUAAAAAUUGACAAUAUUCGCCGUUUAACUCCAAUCGAUUUUGAGAAGGAUGAUGACACAAAUCAUCAUAUUGACUUUAUUACUGCAGCUUCAAAUUUACGUGCAGAAAAUUAUACGAUUGAGAAGGCUGAUAGAAUGAAGACAAAACAAAUUGCUGGAAAAAUUAUUCCCGCAUUGGCUACGACGACUUCUGUUGUUGCUGGACUUGUUUGUAUAGAACUUUAUAAGACUAUUGAGGUUGAGGGCCAACGUUCAAAGGCACCUAUUGAACGUUUUAAAAAUGCUUUUCUUAACCUAGCAACUCCAUUUAUUGCUUUCAGUGAACCUGGAAAAGCAGCAAAAAAGAAGUAUCGUGAUAUUGAAUUUACUCUUUGGGAUAGAUUGGAAGUAAAUGGACCUAAAACACUUGGACAGUUUAUUGAAUGGAUUGAGACACAAACUGGAUUAACUGUCUCAAUGAUGUCUUCCGGUGUUUCACUUCUUUAUGCUUUUUUCCAGCCACCUGGAAAAGUUGCUGAACGUAAAACCAGAGAUGUUAUUCAAGUGGUGGAGGAAGUGUCUCGUAAUAAAGUUCCUCCAUUUCGUCGUUCACUUGUAUUUGAGGCAAUUACUCAAAAUGAUAAGGACGAGGAUGUUGAGAUUCCUUAUGUCAAAUAUAAUUUUCGUUAA